GCAGGCCCUGCCCCCUCCCCGGCCCGGCCCGGCGAGGAUGGGGGACAACAACAGCCCCAUCAGCGUGAUCCUGGUCAGCUCGGGGAGCAGGGGCAACAAGCUGCUCUUCAGGUACCCCUUCCAAAGGCUGCAGGAGCACCCCGCCGCCCAGGCCAGCCAACCGCGGAGCCGAUACGCCGUGAACAGCAGCGGGGACGGCUCCGAGGACCAGGAUGGGGACUCCAGUGAUCAGUGCCCUGUAACUGAUGAGCAAUUGGUGUCAGGGUUUUCCGACGUCAUCCUGGCCACCAUCUUGGCCACCAAGGCCGACGUGUGCGGGCAGAAGUUCGAGCUGAAGAUCGACAACGUGCGUUUUGUGGGUCACCCCACCCUGCUACAGCACGGCCUGGGUCAGGUCUCCAAGACGGACCCGUCCCCAAAGAGGGAGAUCCCCACCAUGAUCCUGUUCAACGUGGUGUUCGCCUUACGGGCCAACGCGGAUCCGUCGGUGAUCAGCUGCCUUCACAACCUGUCUCGGCGCAUCGCCAUAGUGCUGCAGCACGAGGAACGGCGCUGCCAGUACCUCAGCAGGGAGGCCAAGCUGAUCCUGGCCAUCCAGGAUGAAGUGUCCGCCAUGGCGGAAACAGGCGAAGGGCCCCAGUCCCCGUUCCUUCACAUCCUGCCCAAAUGCAAGCUGGCCCGGGACCUCAAGGAGGCCUACGACAGCCUGUGCAGUACCGGCGUGGUCCGGCUUCACAUCAACAGCUGGCUGGAGGUCAGCUUCUGUCUCCCGCACAAGAUCCACUACGUGGCCGCCAACUCCAUCCCUCCCGAGGCCAUCGAGAAGAGCCUGAAGGCCAUCCGACCGUACCACGCGCUGCUGCUGCUGAGCGACGAGGCGUCUCUGCUGGGCGAGCUCCCGGUGGACUGCUCCCCGGCCCUCGUCCGCGUCGUCAAGACGGCCUCAGCCGUGAAGAACCUGCAGCAGCUGGCUCAGGACGCGGACCUGGCUCUGCUCCAGGUGUUCCAGCUGGCUGCGCAUCUGGUGUACUGGGGGAAGGCAAUCAUCAUCUACCCGCUGUGUGAGAACAACGUGUACAGGCUGUCUCCCCAUGCCAGCGUCUGCCUGUACUCCCCUCUGGCCCGACAGUUUUCCAGCCGGUUCCCCGGCCACGACCUGCCGUCCGUCCUGGCCAAGUUCUCCCUGCCGGUAUCGCUGUCGGAAUUCAAGAACCCGCUGGCACCCCCGCUGCAGGAGACGCAGCUGAUCCAGAUGGUGGUGUGGAUGCUCCAGCGCCGCCUGCUCGUCCAGCUGCACACCUACGUGUGCCUCAUGGUGCCCCCGGCCGAGGAGCCGCCGCCUCCGCCCGGGGCCCGCGAUGACGACGUCCCCUUCUCCGCGCGCGGCGGCCGCAGUCUCAGCACCCCCAACGCCCUCAGCUUUGGCUCCCCAACCAGCAGCGACGACAUGACCCUGACCAGCCCCAGCGUGGAGAACUCGAGCGCCGAGCUGAUCCCCAGCGGGGACUCCCCGCUCAACCGGCGGAUGACGGAGAGCCUGCUGGCCAGCCUGGCCGAACACGAGCGCGAGGCCAUCCUCAGCGUGCCCGCCGCCCAGAGCCCUGAAGACCUGCGCAUGUUCGCCAGGCUCCUGCAUUACUUCCGUGGCCGCCAUCAUCUGGAGGAGAUCAUGUACAACGAGAACGCCCGCCGCUCCCAACUGCUCACCCUCUUCGACAAGUUCCGCAGCGUCCUGGUGGUCACCACCCACGAGGACCCCGUCAUCGCCGUCUUCCAGGCCCUGCCCAAGUGAGUGCCCGCCCCGGACCGGCCAGCCGGCGGGCUGAGUCUGGGAUUCCGGACCUGGGCCGCCUCUGCCCGUUGACCCGUUCCCCUCCGUGGCUUGUGGUCGGCCUCUGACCAUCAGUCGCCAUCCUCUUCACAGCCUGCCCCUUCUCGGGGGGGUGCCCCGGGAUCCGCGACCCUCUCGGAUCCACCGCCACCAUGCAAACUGGGCCUGGGCUUCCCCGGGUUGAGGUGCGGAAUCCCCUCUCUACCUGCAUCCGGAGGGCAGGGGCUCAGAGCCAGGGUUCCCCCAACCCCGCUACGGGAACUGAGCCCCAGGACUUGGGGCGGGGGGGUGAGGGCGAGAAGCCCGCUCGGACUCCCACACAGCUUCAGGGGGCACUGGGUGUCCGCUAAGAUAGCCGGGUACUGGGAAGCGGCACGGGAAGGAGGCACCUGGGGAGGGUUGGGCCGAGCUCCGUCAACACCAGAGGGGAAGGGGGGGCUGAUCUCUGAAGAGAGGGGUUUGGGGGUGUCAAAGCAGUCAGGGCUCCCCGGGAGG
Tachyglossus aculeatus (Australian echidna) is the source of this 2326-nucleotide messenger RNA. It is a transcript of the gene NPRL3, whose product is annotated as NPR3 like, GATOR1 complex subunit. NCBI's taxonomy places the organism in Eukaryota, Metazoa, Chordata, Mammalia, Monotremata, Tachyglossidae. Bases 38 to 1792 code for a protein of 584 amino acids. The transcript has 14 exons. Gene Ontology annotation, cellular component: GATOR1 complex. The record is from RefSeq and is a predicted model, not a curated record. Gene Ontology annotation, biological process: cellular response to amino acid starvation; negative regulation of TORC1 signaling; TORC1 signaling.